Porites evermanni is the source of this 1038-nucleotide messenger RNA. The record is from the annotation of a GenBank genome assembly. Lineage: Eukaryota; Metazoa; Cnidaria; Anthozoa; Scleractinia; Poritidae.
AUGGCUGAUAGGGUUCCACGACGCAGCAACAAUAUCAUUUUGUCUGCCCAGCAGCUUGAUUACAAUGCAAGUAUGGCUCGUGAUCUGAACAAACGCGCGCACAAUCGCUUACAACUUCACAAGGGAAACAUAGAGGAACAUCAGACAGCCAAUUUAAACUCCAUGAAUUACGAAAUGAGGCGAAUCAAACACGAGUUGAAAGACAUCGCGAAUUCUUCGGGAACUUUAGAUCAAUUCGGUGAAAAAAUGGCGAGUAAAGCCAGAAAUGAUACAGCAAGGAGGGGAAAAAAGUUUAGGAGAAUGGAAUCUGGGAAAAACCUGCGAAAAGGCAAAAUGACGGACUUGUCAACCAAUGCCAAUACGGACAGCAACAAAGGAAAGGUUCCAGAGGCACAAAAUUCGGACAUUUCACGUACACGACGAAAAAGUUUAUCGUUACCAACGUUACCCUCCAUGAACAGUACAUCUGUUUUACCUUCGCGGGUUCCUCCAGACCUAACCUCAAGGACAAAUACCGAGUUCGCAAUUAGAGAAGCCCAGGCUAACUCUUCGCGUUUUUCAUCGAAGCUCAAUAAAGAAACUGCAAAGCGACGGCCAUCGAGGAGAAAACUGAGCCUUGAGGCUACGACGUCAUCGGGUCAAGCAACUGAGCAACCGAUAUCUGUUUCUGUAACAGAUACAAGCGGUGAAACCGAGAGACUUCGACCUGCCUCGCCACGAGGGGCUCCAAAAGCUGACUCUCUUUUGGUAAAUCUCAGCCUUGAUGCUGUUAAAGACAGGAUUCAAAAUAGGCUUUCUCAACCACCAAAUCAAUUUAUCGACGAUGACAAUGAAGACUCUGAUAUAACGCCUUAUAUGCACGUCCCACCGGACGGUCUACCAAGAACAGUGUACCUCCUCCCUCCUUUGCAAGAUCUAUUACAAGAGGCAAAGAAAGCUAGAUACGUACGGAGACCUAGAAAGCCUUUUCAAGUAGUGGACAAAGACGAUCCAGAAAGGGAGUUGGGAAUUGAUGAAAUAUUUAGUAAGAAAGGAUAA